UAUGAUGGCGUUCAAGCUGGCGGAAAAACAUUUGAAAAGAAAAAAGAUCAUAAUAUUAAACAAAAAGUGUCAGGAUCUCUCUUUUUUUCCGAAAGAAAGUAUUGUGUUCAGUCUAAUGGUCUGGGCGCUACAGUGACGGUAGUAACGGAAGCAAGUUGCAACAACGCGAACAACAAAAAGUUCACAUUUGGUUCAGUGAUACAGUUCGGUGACAAAAUGAAAGAUGUUCAUUGUUCUUCAAACCAACUUAUGGUGAUCCACAAAGCUCAUUAUGGCGAUUUUGAAGAUGGUGGGACAUUUUAUGCCAAUGCAACUAUUGAUAUCAAAUGUAGUCAACGAGCAAGUUGUCAGGUGAAACGUCUUUGUGGUGGAAAGACGGCUUGUGAGCUGAUCAUUAACAAUACUUUGCUAUUAUCGCCAUAUUGUUCUAAAAACACAGCCCAACUUUAUAUCGAGUACACUUGUGUGGAUAUCUAUUUGAAUCCCAUAAAAACAGCUCCCAACAUAAGAUUAUCAAAGUCACCCAGCGAAGGUUUCGUUGAAAUAAAGAAUGUUUCCACUUGGAAAAACGUAAGGGAGGAAAUAUGGGACAUCACUCGGGAAAAAUCGCUGUGUCAGCACUUGGGAUUUAAUGGAACCCUAGGGAACGUGGUUAAGACUGAGAGGAUAAAGUCAGGUCAGGAAUUCGUAAGUGGUGACCUCUGUUAUGACGCACCUCUGACGGAUAGUUGCUGUGUCCAUCUUUAUCCUUACACAGCAACGUCAACCGUUUAUGCGCCAUAUGUAACAUGUAAAAUUUGCGAGAACCCAUUAUUACAGAACAAAACUAAGUUUCCAAACGCGGUAUUUUCUGGAAGUGGUUCCACUGACAAUACCAAGUACAAAGAAGCGAGGUUUUCUAGCGAUGGUUGGUGUCCAACAGAGUCUGGAGACAAAUAUCUUAAGAUCAACCUUCAAAACGAAUAUCACAUAACACGAGUUAUGGUCAUGGGUGAUAAAGAUCAGACAAAGUGGAGUGGAUCAUAUUCAUUGAAAUACAGUCAUGAUGAAAGUUUGAUAUAUUUCAACUUUUCUUUUCACGACUACACAAGUUGA
Messenger RNA from Dendronephthya gigantea, 1095 nucleotides. RefSeq lists its product as uncharacterized. NCBI's taxonomy places the organism in Eukaryota, Metazoa, Cnidaria, Anthozoa, Malacalcyonacea, Nephtheidae. Gene Ontology annotation, cellular component: membrane. The transcript is spliced from 5 exons. The record is from RefSeq and is a predicted model, not a curated record. Gene Ontology annotation, molecular function: carbohydrate binding. Bases 217 to 1095 code for a protein of 292 amino acids.